UCUUGAUUCCAAUCAAAAAUAUUUUAUAUCAAGAAAUAAAUUAUUUUCUAAAAUUUCAAAAAUAUUUCCUUCCUUUAUAUAUUUCAAUCAAUUCUGUGAUUAACUUUCGGAGUCCUUUCUGGCUUCCCACGUCCAAUUCAUUCACAGUGGGUUGGGUUCGUACGGUGUCGUACAGAGCUUCUGUUCUGGCUUCAUUCACGCCCUUCGCUCUUCUUCUAGAACCCUUCACAACACCACAUUCCUCAGUUUCGUUUCUUUCAUGCCAUUAUUGAAUUGUUGUUGUUUUGAUUACUCCCAUGUAAUGCAGUAACAUUUGUUGUGUUUGUUUCAUAGAUCAGGAUAGCACAGUUUCAGUGGCAUUCUAGAAGUUCAGUGUCUGCUGGCAAUCCACAAUCAUGGAACCUGUUUGUUUCAAGUGUGGUGAUAGAGGCUAUUCGGAGACAUUGGUUUCUUGCAAUGAGUGUCAGUCUUAUUCUGUGCAUAGGUACUGUUUAGAUGGGCCUGUGAUUUUUUAUGAUGAUGUUUCAUGGUCUUGUGAGGAUUGCAAAGCAAAGCUAGUAGUUCCAUAUUCACAUGACCAAUCUACACCUCUUUCACCUGAAACAUGUGACUUUGUGAAGUUGGCUGAUGAUGCAAUUCAAGCCAGCGGAGAACUAAAACAUUGCAAUAAUAGAGUGGAAAUAAGCAAUCAAAAGCGACAAAAGAAGCAGAAAAAAGCCGUGAAGAAGAAAGCAAAGGUCCCGUUAUCUGAUAGUCACAGGUCACCUGAGCUUGGGAUCCCUCAAUGUAGUAUCAACUGCGCAGAAGAAAGCGAGCUUAAAAUCAAAAGUGGACCGGUUUCAAGAGAUACAAGCAAUUCUAAUGAAGAGGCCAAAUCUGUUCAAGUCGCUCAAGUAACUAUCGAUGAUAAUUCAAAUUGCGUAGAAUCACAUUGUCGUGUUGAGGCGCUUCCUAUUGCCAAUCCAAUCUGGCGGGGAAGUCUCUACUUCUGCAACAAAACUAUUGGUACUGUGACUGUCAAUGGACUUGAGGCCUAUUUGUCGAGUCUAGCAUGCUCCAAAGUUCAGGAGGAGACACUGCUUUUCCCGGAAGUGCUUCGCGCAGAUUUGCUUCCGAGAUCUAUGGUGUGGCCUAAUAGUUUCAAGAACGAGGGGCCAACAGAUCAGAGUAUCGCUCUUUAUUUCUUUCCCAAGAAUGAAAGAGAUGAGAAAGUCUUUGACAAGCUGGUUGAUGACAUUAUUCAGAUUCAACUUGCUAUAAGAGUUAUAGCUGAAAAUGCAGAGCUUUUAAUUUUUCCUUCUACUGUGCUUCCCCCCUCGCAUCGAAGGUUUCAAGCUAAGUAUUACUUGUGGGGCGUCUUCAGAAGAAAGCAAACUUUACCAGGGACAAAUGAUGCUGAGUGCAGAGAGAUUGCUGAUUUUCACAAGCGCUUAACAUGGCAUAAACAUAGCCAGUCAAAUACUUCGAGAAAUAGUGGUGGUUAUGGUUCUACAUAGUACUCUUGUGCUUCUGCUCACUUAAUUAACAUAUACAUGAACAUGACGAUGUUAGGAUGAACUUCUUUUUUAUCAAAAUCAAUUAUGAAAUACUCCCAUAAGUUUCUCCCCAAAAUUAAUUUCGACUUCAUAAUCAAUUGAAGAAGUGUUUCCAAACAUGCAUUUAACUGCUUAGAAGAGAUAAUUAGGAUUAGAGCAAGUGCCAGGUAUGAUUUGCUAAAGGCUUGGUCUAUUAUGUUUCUCAUCACAAUGUUACUUCUAUCUUUAGAGAGGUUUGGCAUGUAACUUUCUGGCUAUGUUGAGAAGUUUGAAGGGUGGAGUCUCUGGAUUCUUGUGUUCUGGUA
Messenger RNA from Lotus japonicus, 1840 nucleotides. RefSeq lists its product as uncharacterized. The transcript has 6 exons. The record is from RefSeq and is a predicted model, not a curated record. Bases 396 to 1496 code for a protein of 366 amino acids. NCBI's taxonomy places the organism in Eukaryota, Viridiplantae, Streptophyta, Magnoliopsida, Fabales, Fabaceae.